AUGAACAAGGCCGACCGCAAGGCCCUGGAUAGGUUGAGCCAGCACAACUGGGCUGGGCUGCGGGAGAGGUGCAACAGGAAGCUGCAAGGGACAGGGAGGAAGGCAUUCAGCAUGAAGCAAGUGCGAUCCAUGGUGCUGGAUGCGUCUACUACUCCCCACUUGCGACCCGUCAAGGCCAAGACCUCCAGGACAAGGAGCCAUGGAGGCGGUUCAAAGGAGGAUGCCCUCCAUCCCUCCCCGUCCACAGGCAGGGCUCCUGACGGUGCUCGCCAAGGAGGGUGGGACCCCUCCGUGUCCCUUGAAUCGCUCAGGGUUCUGCAGCAAAGGUUUGCCAGCGAGAGGAAUUGGGAUCAGCACCACUUGCCCAGAAGCCUCGCACUCGCACUCGUCGGGGAGGUAGGGGAGCUCUGUGAAUGUUUCCAGUGGAAGAGAGACUGCGGGGCCAACCCUGGCCUGCCGUCGUGGAGUGCGGAAGAAAGAGUUCAUGUCGGAGAGGAGAUGUCAGACGUCCUGCUGUACCUCAUCAGGUUGGCUGAUCGAUGCGAAGUUGAUCUCUCCACAGCAGUGCUGGCCAAGAUCGAAAAGAAUGGCAAGAAAUAUCCGGCUUCUCUGGUCAAAGGCUCCAGCGCCAAGUACACCGCGUACCAAAAAGAUUGA
Guillardia theta CCMP2712 is the source of this 657-nucleotide messenger RNA. RefSeq lists its product as hypothetical. Lineage: Eukaryota; Cryptophyceae; Pyrenomonadales; Geminigeraceae. The record is from RefSeq and is a predicted model, not a curated record. Gene Ontology annotation, biological process: nucleoside triphosphate catabolic process. The transcript has 2 exons. Gene Ontology annotation, molecular function: nucleoside triphosphate diphosphatase activity. Bases 1 to 657 code for a protein of 218 amino acids.